ACAGUGAGGCAGUGUCUCCUCGAGAUACCAUGGAAAAAUAUCAGUCUCUCUCUUCCUUGAGGGUAGCUAUUGCAAAUCUUGAAUCCUGGGGCCUUAGGGAUGAACCUGGUGGUGGAAGAACUGGAAACUGAAACCAAGUUCUUGAUAAAGCAGGUGGAGUGUAUUGAUGAGCACCAUGCCAACAAGGCCCUGGAGGAGCUGAUGCCCCUGCUGAAGCUCCAGCACCCCAAUAUCUCUCUGUACCAUGAAAUGUUCAUCACGUGGAACAAUGAGAUCUCCUCUCUGUUCCUCUGCCUGACAAUGGAUUAUUACAGCCAAGGAACCUUCCAGAAUAUCUUGGAGAAUAAGAGGAAAUUAAAAGCAGUUGUUGACACUGAGUGGAUGCAUACCAUGCUAAGCCAGGUGUUGGAUGCCAUCGAGUACCUACAUAAUUUGAACAUCAUUCACAGGAACCUCAAGCCUUCCAACAUCGUCCUUGUCAACAGUGGCUACUGUAAACUGCAGGAUUUGAGCUCCCAGGCACUGAUGACCCACGAAGCCAAGUGGAAUGUCCGAGCAGAAGAAGACCCCUGCCAGAAGUCCUGGAUGGCUCCUGAAGCCCUCAAAUUCUCCUUCUCCAGCAAAUCCGACAUCUGGUCCCUGGGAUGCAUCAUUCUAGACAUGGCCACCUGCUCCUUCCUGACUGACACAGAAGCCAUGCAGCUGCGGAAGGCCCUCCGCCAUCAUCCAGGCAGCCUGAAGCCCAUCUUGAAAACCAUGGAGGAGAAGCAAGUCCCUGGCACAGAUGUCUACUAUUUGCUUCUGCCCUUCAUGCUGCAUACCAACCCCUCUGACCGACUGACGAUCAAGGAUGUGAUCAAAGUCACCUUCAUGAGCAACUCCUUCAAAAGCUCCUCUGUUGCGUUGAAUAUGCAGCGGCAGAAGGUCCCCAUCUUCAUCACUGAUGUGCUGCUUGAAGGCAACAUGGCCAACAUCUUAGAUGUCAUGCAGAAUUUCUCCAGUCGACCAGAGGUCCAGCUCAGAGCCAUUAACAAGAUGCUGACAAUGCCAGAGGACCAGCUAGGCCUGCCAUGGCCCACAGAGCUGGUGGAGGAGGUGAUCAACAUCAUAAAGCAGCAUGAGAGGGUCCUGGAUAUUCUGCUCAGCACCUGCUCCCUUCUGCUUCGUGUUCUUGGCCAAGCACUGGCACACGACCCAGAAGCUGAGAUUCCAGGGAGCAGUCUGAUCAUCUCCUUCCUGAUGGAUGCCUUGCGGAGCCACCCUAACUCUGAAAGGCUUAUUAAUGUGAUCUACAACGUGCUCACCAUUAUCUCUAGCCAAGGACAGAUCUCAGAAGAGCUGGAGGAGGAGGGGUUGUUUCAGCUUGCCCAAGAGCACCUGGAGCACUUCCAAGAGGACAGGGACAUCUGCCUCGCUAUCCUGAGCCUGCUCUGGUCCCUCCUGGUAGAUGUUGUCACUGUGAACAAAGAGCCCUUGGAGCAGCUCUCAGGCAUGGUCACCUGGGUGCUGGCUACUCAUCCGGAGGACGUGGAAGUAGCAGAGGCUGGCUGUGCGGUGCUCUGGCUGCUGUCCUUGUUGGGCUGCAUAAAGGAGACUCAGUUUGAGCAGGUGGUAGUGCUGCUCCUGAGAAGCAUCCAGCUGUGCCCUGGCAGAGUACUGCUGGUGAACAAUGCAUUCCGUGGCUUGGCCAGCCUCGCGAAGGUGUCCGAACUGGUGGCCUUCCGAAUAGUAGUACUGGAAGAGGGCAGCAGCGGCCUCCGCCUCAUCCAAGAUAUCUACAAGCUCUACAAGGAUGACCCUGAGGUGGUGGAGAACCUCUGCAUGCUGUUGGCCCAUCUGACCUCCUACAAGGAGAUCCUGCCAGAGAUGGAGUCUGGAGGCAUCAAAGACCUAGUCCAGGUCAUCCGGGGGCGCUUUACCUCCAGCCUGGAGCUGAUUUCUUAUGCUGAUGAGAUACUUCAGGUACUGGAAGCAAAUGCACAGGAUGGCCUCCAGGAGGAUCAGCUUGAAUCUCCUGCAGGGCUGGAAGCCCCACUGCAGGGAGAUCCCCUCUUCAGGCCCUGAAGUGCCACCCUUCUGGUCCUGUGGUAAGGGACAGUAUCACUAGGUCCAGUAUCAAUUUUGUACUCCAUGGUGACUAAUAAAGAAGCCCUAGGCUGUUUCUGGCA
Mus pahari (shrew mouse) is the source of this 2168-nucleotide messenger RNA. RefSeq names its product serine/threonine kinase like domain containing 1 (gene Stkld1). The record is from RefSeq and is a predicted model, not a curated record. Gene Ontology annotation, molecular function: ATP binding; protein serine/threonine kinase activity. The transcript has 19 exons. NCBI's taxonomy places the organism in Eukaryota, Metazoa, Chordata, Mammalia, Rodentia, Muridae. Gene Ontology annotation, biological process: protein phosphorylation. Bases 100 to 2064 code for a protein of 654 amino acids.